This is a messenger RNA of Alosa sapidissima (American shad), 2213 nucleotides long. It is a transcript of the gene lactb, whose product is annotated as lactamase, beta. The coding region runs from base 169 to 1827 and encodes 552 amino acids. NCBI's taxonomy places the organism in Eukaryota, Metazoa, Chordata, Actinopteri, Clupeiformes, Clupeidae. The record is from RefSeq and is a predicted model, not a curated record. The transcript is spliced from 6 exons.
ACUGCAUCGAUUAUAUCGACAUUCAGCUAUUGAUGACUAGAGCGACGUGUCUCGAUUGGCCUAGCCUUUCACAAAUGUGAUUAACAUUACUCGCAACCUUUGAACUAAAGCGCUGCUGUUACUGUGAUAAAUAAUUUGUCCUAGACACAUUUAGGAGGUUUGGUAACUAUGUCGCGUGUGUUACUCUUAACUCUGGAACGUGUGCACGUCAGAUGUAAAGACUGUCCUGGACGAUUUCGCUCUUAUCCUUUGUUGACAUCCCGAACAAACUACUCUGGCAAGCUGUUUAAAGGCGUUCUUUACCAACAACCAACGAGACCAUACACAGGAUUUAAACGACAGAGUGUAUACCAGUCAUUUACUAAAACAAGGUCGAAGUUAUGGGUUUUGGGUUUAGGGGCCGGAUUUGUUUUAGCAUUUGGGUUAAAACACCAUGCGUAUAACAGCGAGUCGUGCAAUGCAGAGACACCCUACGAGCCUCAAACAGACUUGAAAUAUGCUGAAGCUAUAGAAAUUAGUAGAGAUCUGGUUCGACGGAUAAAGGUACAGGAUGAGGUGGGGGCCCCAGGCAUGGUGAUUGGUGUGUCAGUGGAUGGCGUACAGGUCUGGACUGAAGGAAUGGGUUAUGCUGAUUUGGAGAACCGGGUGCCUUGCGGCCCAGCCACGGUGAUGCGUAUUGCCAGUAUCAGUAAGCCACUGACAGCAGCUGCUGCGGCCCGCUUGUGGGAAGAGGGCAAGCUGGACCUUGAUGCCCCUGUCCAGAAAUACGUGCCUGAAUUCCCUGAGAAAACAUUUGAAGGAGAAGCUGUCACCAUAACACCACGUCUGAUUCUGUCUCACCUGAGUGGUAUUCGCCACUAUGAGAAGGAUGCCAAGAAGGUGCGGGAGGACAAGGAGAAAGCCAAACGCCUUAUCAAGCUACCUGAAAGGAAUGAGAAGGAAGAAAAGAACAGUGCUGUGAGCAAAGAGAAAGCAAAAGCUGAGGAUGACCGCACCAGCAAGACCAAAGAGGACAAGAAAAAGAAGGAGUUUGAACAGGAAGAGUACUACCUCAAAGACCGCUUUGAAAAUGUCAUCCAGGCCUUAGACCUUUUCAAGAACGACCCACUUAUUUACAAACCAGGAACCACCUUCUUGUACUCCACCCAUGCCUUCUGUCUGCUGAGUGCUGUGGUGGAGAGGGUGGCUGGCCAGCGCUUCCUUGAUCACAUGGCCAAGAUGUUCCGUGAACUGGGCAUGCUCAAUACUGUCCCUGAUGAGAACGAUCCCAUCAUCUAUCACCGCUCCAGAAACUACCACCUCAAUAAGAAAGGCCGCGUGGUGAAUUGCCCGUAUGUGGACAACUCCUACAAGUGGGCUGGGGGAGGUUUCCUCUCCACGGCGGGGGAUCUACUUCUGUUUGGGAACGCCCUUCUCUACAGCUACCAGCUGGCCAGCCUCCAGGACCCCAGUGGUCGCCUGCCUGGCUUCCUCAAGCCCCACACGGCCAUGGCCCUUUGGUCCCCAGUGGACAAGACCGAGGCCUCCUGGGACAAAGACGGCCUGUACGCGCAGGGCUGGCUGGUGGUGGAGAAGCUGCAGAAAUAUGGCCAGUGCCGGAGCCGCAGGCACUACGUCUCACAUACAGGGGGCGCUGUGGGCGCCAGUAGCGUUCUGCUGGUGCUGCCGAGUGAGUUUAAUGGUGAGGCAGACGCAGGGACCCGGGCACAGGGUCAGACUCUUCCUCAGGGUGUGGUGGUCACCAUCAUUACCAACAUGCAGUCUGUGGGACUGAACACCACUGCACUGAAAAUUGCCCUAGAGUUUGAUAAGACCCGGAGUAAAUGAGGGGGAUUUUGUGUGUGUGUGUGUGUGUGUGUGUGUGUGUGUGCGUCUGCGUGCGUCUGCGUGCACAAGUAUGUGUGUGUGUGCAUGUGUAUGCAACCAUGAGAAUAAACACAUUCUUGUGAGUUGUUUACAAGUGCUGGAGUUCCAGGAUACUUGAAAUUCAACACACUGUGUACUUUUUAACCUUCUGUUUUUAUUUUGUAUUUCUGAAAGUUUUUUUGUACAUUAACAGUUCUUUUUAGUCAAUCAAACAGUGGUAAGAGAUGUCUCUGAAUGUUGCAUCUGCGGUGCGUUUUAUAAAUAUGUCAUUACUCUGAAGUAUUAUUCUGAUUAAAUCUGAAAUAAUGUAUAAUGCUGACAUGUUGUUUGCAUGAUCAUGGAAUAGA